AUGGCGCUCCAACUUUUUCGCAAGUUCGUCGCACGGGACGCGUACCCCGCCUAUUCGUACGACGAUGACGACGAAGACUUGGCCGUCUUUGGUGACUCGAUGGAGCUUUGUGUGCAACGCGAAGCGAGGACAAGGAGAGGCUCCGUGAUGGGUCGCCAAGUUGUGCUGCGAGGGCUACACGAAGGCGACGCCCAGCUUGGGCAAGACUACUUCAACGACAUCCAUGUUUACGACGACAAAGCGUUUAGAAGAAGGUUCAGGAUGACAAAACGGUUGUUCCACCGGAUCACAACAACAAUUGCUUCAAACUACUACUACUUCAGGCAAAACCCGGACGCAAGGGGUCUCUUAGGCUGCACCCCUAGGCAAAAGGUUACAGCUGCAUUGAGGAUGCUGGCCAACGGCAAUUCAGCAGACGAGCUUGAUGAGAAACUUAGGAUGGGAAAGACUACAAUUGCAGAAGCGACACAGAAAUUUGCUUGGGCAAUAAUCCGCUUAUUUGGUGAUGAGUAUCUCCGCCGUCCUAAUGCUCAAGAUGUUGCAAGGCUGCUGGAAAUAGGUGAAAGGAGGGGCUUCCCUGGCAUGCUUGGAAGUUUGGAUUGCAUGCACUGGCAAUGGGAUAAAUGCCCUACUGGAUGGCACGGCUUCUAUAGUGGUCAUUGUCAGCACCCCACUGUCAUUCUAGAGGCCGUGGCUUCAUCGGACCUGUGGAUAUGGCAUGCCAAUUUUGGCAUCCCUGGAUCGUGCAAUGACAUCAACGUGUUGCACCGCUCUCACUUGUUUGAUGACCUGGCUCAAGGUAAUGCCCCUCUUGUUAACUUCACCGUCAAUGGAAAUUCAUAUGACAUGGGUUACUACCUUGCUGAUGGUAUAUACCCUGAAUGGGCUACUCUUGUGAAGGGGGUGCAUUGUCCUAUAACUGAAGAGCAAAAAUUCUUUACACUCAAGCAAGCAGAGUGCAGAAAAGAUGUUGAAAGGGCAUUUGGUGUACUUCAAGCUAGGUACAGGAUUGUUGCCCAUCCAGCUUGGCUUUGGAAACCAAGUGUGCUCAAAUCCGUCAUGGAAUGUUGCCUAAUUCUUCACAACAUGACCAUCGAAGAUGAGAGGGAGUUCCCACUUCCAAGGUGGGAAGACUAUGAUGACGCUACCGAUCCUAACCUUGGCACAGGAAGGAAUAUUCCCCCCAUAGAGGAGUUGAUAGCAAGGCACAAGCUCAUCGAAAGCAAAACAACGCACCACCAACUUCGUGAUGAUUUGGUGGAGCAUGUGUGGGCAAAUUGUCGUCGACGCUCGAACUAA
Messenger RNA from Panicum hallii, 1299 nucleotides. RefSeq lists its product as uncharacterized. NCBI's taxonomy places the organism in Eukaryota, Viridiplantae, Streptophyta, Magnoliopsida, Poales, Poaceae. The record is from RefSeq and is a predicted model, not a curated record. The transcript has 2 exons. Bases 1 to 1299 code for a protein of 432 amino acids.